This is a messenger RNA of Musca domestica (house fly), 1023 nucleotides long. RefSeq lists its product as uncharacterized. The transcript is spliced from 5 exons. Bases 115 to 891 code for a protein of 258 amino acids. Lineage: Eukaryota; Metazoa; Arthropoda; Insecta; Diptera; Muscidae. The record is from RefSeq and is a predicted model, not a curated record.
AAAUACCUUCAGUAUUUUGUUAAAAUUCAAAGCGGACGGUUGUUCGGAGCGACUGUCGUCCACAACGAAACUGUUUCUUAGCGGUAUUGUGGGUUUAACGCAGAAAAACGCAACAUGAAUCACCAUCAGCGAAUGCAGAUUUGCAGUUUAGUAACCUUGUCCAUGAUUGCACUGGCAAUGGGUCGGAAAAUUCUUAGCGAGAAACCCGAUUUCCUUAAUCCCUGCAGUAUUACGGACCCCAGUUUCAGUAGCUGCUUUGGCAAAACCGUGGAGAACAUUCACACAAUAUGGAGAAAUGGUGUUCCUGGCCUAAAAUCUGUCAGCUCAAUCGAUCCGAUGUUUGUAAAACGUAUUGGCAUCAAUCAGGAUUUAAAUAAUCCGAUUUCGAUUAAUUUGAAUUUAAAUAAUGUCACAUUGACGGGGUUGAGUGACAUCAAAGCCAGGGAGUCGAGAUUUGAAACCAAACCCUUGGGCGUUAUGGUGAAGAUGGGCCUAAAAAAGUUGGCGGUUAAUGGUGGCUACGAUAUCAAUGGUCAUAUUUUUACGCUGCCGGUUGGUGGAAAAGGCACCGCUACGAUUUCAGUUGAAAGUGCAGUGGCCCGCGUCGGCAUACUCUUCAAACUGGCAGAAGAUCGUGGCUAUACCUUUACCACGGUGGAUGAUUUACGUUUGGAUUUGCAAGAGGUCCGCGGGGUCUACUUGAAUUUGGAUGGUGCCGAUUCGAGCCAAGAGAAUGCCAUUUUGAAUUCGUACGGAGAUGCUAUAUUCGAGAUUUUACGGCCCACUCUCAACGAGGUGUUGAGUAAACUGUUCAAAGAUCGUUGGACCAAAAUCUUUAAUUAUGUUCCAGCUAACUAUGUGUUUGCCGAUUUGCCCGGCGUGAAGGCUUAGUGGUGCGCAGAAAAUGAAUUUUUAAUUUAAGGGUGUAUUUCGCAGAAUUUGUAAAUGGUGCAUUAAGCCAUUUGUUAUAUAUAGACUGUAAAUAUUUUGUAUUAUUAAUAAAAUAAAAGGAGAUAUAUAGUA